Molecule: messenger RNA, 1101 nt
Organism: Aegilops tauschii subsp. strangulata
Lineage: Eukaryota; Viridiplantae; Streptophyta; Magnoliopsida; Poales; Poaceae
Source: RefSeq, a predicted model, not a curated record
AGCGUCCCAUUCCAUUUCAGGUUGAGAGUAAUAACACAAGCCGAGAUGUAAAAGGCUUGUUUUUAGGUGUUAGGUUUGUGUUGCGUCGAGUCAUGGUUAUAGGUUGGUUAGGCUGCAGCUCGAGGACAAGUUGCAUGUCCAGGUGGGGUGUAGUGUUAGAGUACGUAAUGGGCCUGGUCUGGCAGUAUAGCCCGUUAGUCUUAGGGUUAAUUAGAGAUAAGGGUCGCUUGCUUAGGGGUCAAGUAAAGCCUUGCUUGGGAGUCAAGUAAACCUCUUUAUAUAAAGAGAGGAGAUGUAUCAAUCUAAUCAAGCAAGAAUUAAGAAGGAAAUCCCUUCCCUCUUGCCCGGCCGUGGGCAAAAAGGCCCCCGGCCGGCCCUCUCGCGCCCUCCUUCUAGCAGCGCCAUAACACCAUGUGCGUGUCGUGGAUGCUCCCUCUGUUGAUGGGGCUGUUGAUCCUGCUGAAGCGCGGCGCCGUCAUCAGGAUAUUCGUCAGGGAAAGCGUCCUAUUCAAGAGAACCCACGUAACAAAAGUACUCCCUCGGCUUCUUCAGAGUUGGCGUCUUGUUCUGUCGUUCUCCAAGGCGACUGCUCUACACCAUUGUUUUCAUCCAACUAUUUCCUUGCCAGUUGCCACAACCCAUGGAUUCUUUUUCGACCUCUGGACCAUCGUUCAUCUCUGGUUUUUGAUCUAUCAUGUGCGCCCAGCCGACUCCUUUAGGAGGAAGAGAAAGUUUCUUUGGAGGCAUCGAUCAGGCAAAAUUAAAAUUAAAAAACUUGCGUCUCCAUUUUCCAAAAAUCACAUUGAUCUGUUGAAAGCAACUGUUCGUGGACGUUUGUACUAUGGAGGUCCUGAGUAUAUAUGCGGUACCUGCCAGGUUUUAUAUUGGUUUCAGGAACGUUCUAAGGGUGCUCAUGAUGGAAGGUUUAACUUGCCAGUUUACAAUGGUUGUUACGUUGGGAAAGUUUCGUUACCUAAAUUUCCUGAUUGGUCUUUUCCACUGAAAGAUUUGCUCCGAUUUGAUGACAACUAUAUGUGACUGUUUCACAAGUGACUUCAUGAGAAGGACUAAUAAAGAUUCUCACUGAAGGUGAUCAUGGCA